AGAAUGUGAGGUCGAUCAAAAGCGUACCAUUCAAACGAGGUGAGACUCGGACGGGCACACGUUCGCCCGGCGGCCGAAGAUGCCGCGACCAAGCUCUACCGUCUGCAACCAGCUGUGAGCUCCACGAGCAGGCAUCAUCACUGUUAUUGUCACGAAAUGCUCACCUCACUCCCUGUUCUUGCCUCGCUGGCAACUAUUACCUCUGCAGCUCGCCUGCUGCUGCAAAUUCCUACCACACAUGUAGUGAACCCCUCCGCACUCUCCUCCACGACCCACGCCACUCUGCAGUCAAAUGGUUCACCACUAGAUGCAUAUCUGACCCGCUCCAACACCUUCAACUUCAACAAUGUCAGCGUCGGAAGCUAUCUUGCGACCGUACAUUGUCGGGACUAUGCAUUUGAGCCUCUGCGCAUCGACGUCAGCAUCGAGGAGUCUGUUGAGGGCAGUGGGGAGAAGAAGGAAGUGAUCAAAUCCUGGCAGACGUUUUUGGGCAAUGAGUGGGACAACAAGGGCGAGAGCAGAGGAGAGGGCGGUAACGGCCUUGUUAUCGAGGCCAGACCAGUUGGCCAGAAGCAGUUUUAUCAGGAGCGUGCUGGAUUCUCACCUCUUUCCUUCCUGAAGAACCCUAUGAUUCUCAUGGCUGUCUUCUCCGGUCUGCUCAUGUUUGGCAUGCCCAAGCUGAUGGAGAACAUGGACCCCGAGAUGAAGGCCGAAAUGGAAGAGAUGCAGAAGAAUGGUGUUCUGGGCUCGGGCACAACGCAGACGGCGCAGCAGAUUCAGAAUUUCGACUUGGCGUCGUGGAUGGCAGGCAAAACAACGGACUCCAACUCGAACAGCCGCGGUCAAAGUCCGGCUCCAGAGAAGCAGGCUUCAAAGAAGCGCUGAGGUCACAGGUGUAUGUUUGUGACUAGAAUGGGCAGUAGUGCGAAGAAAGAACGGCGACUGGAUAUCAAUCGAGCUGAGCGAGUAUUCUUGAUGUAGAUAUCGCCGACCCCACAAAGAUACGACAUGUCUGACAAUAUGACACGGGGCAUGUCGCUGUAGAUUCAACGGCGAGUAUAUAUGUUUUGCAUAUUCACGAAAUGCCACAAGCCAAUCCAACAAAGUUGAAAUCUUGUGGCUCAGCAAUGCGCCCUCUUGGCUUAGUGGUAAAGCGUAUCACUAGUAUGACUUCGGUCAGCAAAUGAUAAGAUCGCUCGUUCGA
Messenger RNA from Boeremia exigua, 1204 nucleotides. RefSeq lists its product as uncharacterized. The record is from RefSeq and is a predicted model, not a curated record. The transcript has 2 exons. Gene Ontology annotation, cellular component: EMC complex. The coding region runs from base 157 to 885 and encodes 242 amino acids. NCBI's taxonomy places the organism in Eukaryota, Fungi, Ascomycota, Dothideomycetes, Pleosporales, Didymellaceae.